Messenger RNA from Teleopsis dalmanni, 6307 nucleotides. It is a transcript of the gene Ubr1, whose product is annotated as E3 ubiquitin-protein ligase UBR1. The transcript is spliced from 13 exons. Gene Ontology annotation, molecular function: zinc ion binding; ubiquitin protein ligase activity. NCBI's taxonomy places the organism in Eukaryota, Metazoa, Arthropoda, Insecta, Diptera, Diopsidae. Gene Ontology annotation, cellular component: cytoplasm; ubiquitin ligase complex. Bases 505 to 5904 code for a protein of 1799 amino acids. Gene Ontology annotation, biological process: ubiquitin-dependent protein catabolic process via the N-end rule pathway; protein ubiquitination. The record is from RefSeq and is a predicted model, not a curated record.
CUAUUCAUUCUUCUUAAUUUUCGCAACGUUAUUGUAUUGUUACGGCUAAAAUUUAGUAAAAAUAAAUAAAGAAAAACGGAAUAAAAAAAAUUGAGAUUGAAGCACCAAAAAUUGCGUUAUACUAUGAAAAUAUUAUGUUAAAUAACCUUUAGUUAUAUUUCAACUACUGUAGUGUAAAUAUAGUUUGUUAAUUAUAAAUUAAAUUUAAAUAAGCAAUAAGAUUUAAAUGUGCUCUGUUUUGUUUUUGCAAACGUACACUUAAAAAAAUACGUAUAAAAAUUAUUGCAAAAUAAAACUGAAACCAAAAGUGGAUGAAAUUUUGCUUUUACCAAAAAAAAGUGUUCAAAUAAAUACUAAAUUUGAACAAAUCUAAUCGGAAAACGAUUAGAAAGCUUUUUAUGGAUUCAGAACAAUUGUUAAAAAUUUAACAAAUAAAAAUAUAUGUUGUAAUAUUUGUAACAAAGGAAAAAACCAGAACCAAAAACAAAAACAAAAAUACACAAAAUGGACAGAUUUGAUAUGGAGGAUGUGGUUCCACCAAUAACACAGGUUUCAGAAUCACCACUUAAGGAUUGGCGUCUAAAAUAUCAAACCGGCACAAUACAAAAAAAUGAUUUCAUGGAAUUUUUUCGCAAACAAGUGCGGAAAUAUUUUCAUUUUGAACGGGACCGCGUGACAGAAGCGGGUAAAAUAUGGUUAGUAACGUUUAGAAAAGGAGCUACAAAUUCAAGAACCGUAAAUGUUUGGAAAAUUGACACCGUUUUAAAAUGUGCGUUUAAAGAAAGUGAAGCAAAAGAGGGCAUCAUUCUCACAAUAAUGGAGUUUAUGCUUGGUGACAAUCCUAAAUCUUUUUUAGAAAAACUGCACAAAGAAGGAAACACGGCCUCAGUGUGCGGUCGUGUUUUUAAAAAUGGUGAACCAACGUACACCUGUCGCGAAUGUGGCAUGGAUCCGACAUGUGUACUGUGUGUUGGUUGUUUUAAACAAUCAGAACAUCGUUUUCAUAAAUAUAAAAUGUCCACAUCUGGCGGUGGAGGUUGCUGCGAUUGCGGUGAUGAGGAAGCAUGGAAGAAGGAUUACUAUUGUGCGGAACAUUUGCGUGGCAAAGAGAACCCUAAGAAGACUACUCUUAUCACAGAUGCCAUAAUGGAACGUUGUGAAAUAGCUUUCAGUGCAAUUCUUUCUUAUUGUAUUACGUUUCUUGAAAUUGAACCGAAUGCUAGUUUAAAAUGUCUUGAUAGUGAUGGAGAUCCAGAUGAUAACUAUUGUACAUUAUUGUAUAACGAUGAAUCUCAUACCUUUGAUCAAGUAAUACAGACCCUAACAAAGUACGCCAAUUUCCCUGAUAAAGAAUCUAAAGAAAUUGUGGGAAGUAUAGAUCGUGAGGGACGCGCUGUCAUAAAAUGUGAUACAUUUUUUGAGUGUUGUCAACUCAGAGAAGCUGUUGAAAGACAGUCAGCUGCGAUGGGUGCUGCAAUUGCGAAUAGUCAACAUCCACUUCGAGUGACAGUUUUGCAUGUGUACUCGAUGGCUUGUCAACAAUUUGCUUUACAGCUUUUAUCAUGGUUACAGGACCUGUUAGGGCGUUGUAGCUUAUUUCGGCAAGUUUUUGCGAAAUUACUAAUGGACAAAAAAGCUCCAUACAGUAUACUACAUAUAUUUGAGUACGAUGUAAAACUUUGGAAACAAGCACGAACUGCUUGGCAUCGAUUACUAAUUUCAGGAAUGUUAAUGGAAUAUGAUAAUAAGUUGGCCUUAGCAAGAGAAUUCUCCAAACAUUAUGCAACUGUUAUGCAAGAUUUUAUACGUGACGAUCAUGACCAUUCAUAUUCUAUUGUAUCACUUAGCGUACAACUGUUUACAGUACCUAGUAUAGCUCAUUAUUUGAUUGCCGAUGAAGGGAUUUUUUAUAAAUUGUUGCACACAUUCUACCAUGAGGCUAUCGCAAAAUUCAUACAAAAUAAAACGGUUCAUUUUGAUAAAAGCACAAGUAAUGGUGUCUCCUUUAAGCGCUCAGCAUUUAUCCUAUAUGAUCUAAGAUAUAUAUUAAGCUUCCCUCCUGAUAGUUGGACGCCUGAUUUACGAAAUGGUUUUAUAGAAGGCUGCAGAGCUUUGCUGCGUAUACUUAAUGUUAUGCAGGGUAUGGAGCAUAUGGUUCGUCAGACUGGACAACAUAUGGACUAUGAGCCAGAGUGGGAAAGUGCAUUCAAUUUACAUAUAAAACUUGCCAAUGCAAUAACAAUGGUGGUUGAAUGGUCUGCUACGGACAAAGAAGUUCUGGAGAAGUUUUAUUUAAUGAUAAUGCAAAACCUGGUUUCAAAUGGUUUUAUAGUUAAUUCAGUUAAACAAGAAGAAAAAUCUGUUGCUGGCCAUGUUGCCAAAUGCUUAAUGUACGAUGUUGGCUCAAAACCAGUCUCUAUACAUUUGCCACUGUCACGAAUUUUCGCAGGAAUCUACUUGCGUUUAGGAGCUCAUGGAUUAACUUAUGACGCCCUAAGUGUAGUUAAACGAACACCAGAAGAAUUAAUGGAACCAAUACUAUGUGCACAAGUGAUGAUUGCACAAGUAAAUUCUGGUAUGUGGCGGCGCAAUGGCUAUUCAUUGCUGCAUCAGCUAUAUUUUUAUCGCAAUGUUCGAUGCCGUUUAGAAAUGUUGGAUCGUGAUAUACAAGGACUGCAAAUCGGAGCAUCUCUUAUUGAAAGCAACGUGUUUUUAAUUCAUUUGUUAAAUAAGUUUAAUUUGAUAGAUUGGGUGCAAACUACAUAUGAAACGAAUUUGACAAAUCCAGUUGAAGACGACUUUAUACGUCAGCUGGCAAUGAUUGAUGAAUUCCUUGAACUGUUGAUAGUUAUAAUUGGGGAACGAUAUAUACCGGGUAUUAGCAAUAUCACUGAGGAGGAUCGUACCAAAAAAGAAAUGAUUCAGUUGCUUUGUAUUAAACCAUUAUCACAUUCGGAACUCAACCGGGCUGUACCUGAGUCUAAUAAUGAUACAGCAUUAGAAGAUGUAACUCUUCAAGUAGCAGACUUUAAAAAACCUCUUAAAAAUGAUGCCAAAGGAGUUUUUGAAUUGAAAUCAGAAUAUUAUAAUGACUACAAUAUGUUUUAUUAUCAUUACACAAAAGAAGAUAAAUCCAAAUCAGAGGAAGUGCAACGCUUGAAGCGAAAAAAAGAAAACGAAUUGGUUUGUUGCCCUCCGCCAAAACUACCGAAAUUAACAGAAGCCUUUUUCACGAUUCCAAAUCUACUUCAAUGCGAUGUUAUGAUGCAUAUUUUUUCAAUCAUAUUGGAUCGAGCAAUAGAUCUGAAAGCGAAAUCAUUUUUGGAAAAUCAUUUGCAGAAGAUUUUAUUUUUGAUUGGUUUUGGAUUACAAGAAGAACAAUCGGGAAAUUAUCCGUAUCUUACGUUCUUCAACCGUGCAACUGAAAACAAUUUUCUACAGAAAUUAGAGGAAUUAUCGCACAGUCAGAGAGUUGAGGCUCAUAGAGACUUUAUACUUUGGACUAUUAAAAAGCUAAAAGAAUUUGAAACAAGAGCACGAAGUGAACCUAUGCAGAGUGAAGAUGAUGAGGCAAAUAUUGGCGAGAAAAAGAGUGAAGCAAUUUCCUCCAGUGAACAGGAAAGGAUAGAGAAAAAAGAACGUGCACGAUUAGCUGCUGAGAAACGUGCAAAAGUAUUAGCACAAAUUCAAAACGCUCAAAAACUGUUUAUGAGUACAAAUGCAGAAUUGUUCGCUAAUACAAGUGCUGUAGCACAGCCAAGUGAGGGAGCAAUGGAAUGGCAGGAUGAUAAUGAAGGUGCGGUGGCAUAUAAAACUGUUGCAUGUUUGGGCGUAGAUCGUCGCCUACAGCAACCUGAAGAAUUGGAUCAUAAAUGUAUUUUGUGCUUUGAAGAUUGCAAAGUCAGUUGUGACGGUACCACGCUUGUUUACUCUGCUUAUAUACAAAAGUCUAAAAUUUUACCACUCGAGAGUCCUAAAAGAAAUUUCUCAUUAUAUACAAGUACUUGUGGCCAUGUAAUGCAUGUUGAAUGUUGGAAGGAAUAUUUUUCUAAUGAAGAAACUAAAGAUCAGCGUCGUCCAAAUCGCAUUCGACCUGCAUUAUCAGCGAACGGUCAAUUAACUGAGUUCUAUUGUCCAUAUUGUCGUUGCCUGAGUAACACGGUGCUACCUCUUACUGCAUCACUUUCAAAAUUCUCUACACCAAAUAUAAUACAUGCGGGAGAUGAAAUUUUCCCAAUUGACAAUUGGAUUGAAAUGAUGAAAAACUACAGCGAUGAAUUAAAUAAACUGUGCCGGGAAGAAGAUAGGGAUAUGUGGAUUUACAGCUUACCAACCUGUGCAUCAUUACUCAAAAACGAAAAUGUUAAUAACUUUCUCAAUAUUUUAAAUCCUGUUCCGAAACCUCAGGUUGGCGCAGGUUGGACUACUGCAGUGCAAUAUUAUGUAAAAGCGGCACGACAACAAUUUGAAAAUAUAUUUGAAGAUAAUGAAACUGAGAGUUUGUUAUUUAUUUGGGAAUCUUGCAGUUACACUGUGCAAGCUAUGGAAAUUUUUUUACGUGCCAUUAAUCAACCACUUAAAAACGAGUUAUCCAUACGACAUAAUAGUUGCCUGAACGGAAUAAUUCGAACGUGUUGUUUUCAAUCGGCUAAUAUAAAUACUGCAGAUUAUAAAAACAUUGUAUCACCAGUAGCAGAACUUUUGGAAACUGUAUUUAAACAAAAGAAUGAAUCAGUGCUGGAGUGGAACUGUUUCAGUAAGAUGGUAUCAAUGAUAUUUAUGAUACCAAAUUUACUUUACGCUACCUCAGAAACAGAGUCUGUUGUACCAAAUGGAAGUAUGCUAGAGUUUUACAUGCUAGAAUUAUGUUUCUUGGCUAAUCUAGUAAAAGCUUUAGUACUUUUCGAAGCCCCAGAUGAGGAAUGUUACAUGGAUAUUGAUGCAGAUGAUUUAAAUGAGAUUAAAGAUUUGCCGGAAAAAAUAGUGGACAAUAUUACAAGUUUUUAUUGUAAAUAUAAUUUGGCAGCACGUCGUCAAGCUCAAGCGAAAUGUAACGACGCAAAAGAUGAUAAUGUGACAGAUAUUUUCGAAGAACAAAUCCAUCCUGCCAAUAUUAAAUGUGACUCACAUAUAAUUACUGCUCUUUUCGAUCAUAUUAAAAUGGAAAUGCGCGAAUUCUUGCGGUGCAGUUGUAUCUUCUUUAAAUUUGUAACUGAUGUUGAUUUUCCAGAAGAAUUGGGACAGUGUGACAGUGAUACGUUCGAUAAUAUGUGCAAGUACCUGGGUUUGAAAACAAAUCUAGAAGUAUACUUUGAAAAUGAAAGUGCUUAUCCAACAAUAAUUGAAAUGUUUGCUUCACACCACGAUAUAUUACGUCUUGAUGUAAUAACCAACAGGAACCGCCAGGGAAGAGAUUUAAAAAUUGUACCAUGUAUCAGGCCUGUACCACAUUUAGUAGUUUUACCAGAAGACUAUAGCGAUUUGAUAAAUAGUGUAUCCGAUUUUAUUUGUCCAAAUAAUGAACGGGAAGAAAUGAGAACUCCAACAAUGUGCUUGAUUUGCGGUGAAAUUUUGUGUGGUCAAUCAUAUUGUUGCCAACCAAAUGGCGUUGGUGCUUGCACACAUCACGCUAGCUUUUGCAGCUCUGAAAUUGGUAUAUUUUUACGAAUACGAGAUUGUCAUAUUGUUUAUUUAGGAAGGAAAAAAGGCUGUUUCAUACCACCGCCAUAUAUAGAUGAAUAUGGUGAAGCCGAUCAGGGUUUGAGACGAGGCAAUCCGUUGCGUCUAUGUAAAGAACGUUACAAGCAAAUACACUUGAAGUGGUUAGGCCAUGGGUUGAUAGAAGAAAUCGCUCGCCAAAUGGACAGUUCGACACAAGUAAUAGCGCAAUGGGUUCAUAUGUAGUUUUUUAUACUACACAUGCAACAAUCUCUACACGUAGUUGGUAAUAACUACGAAUACCAAUGUGAUUAAAGCUGAUUAUUAGGCAUUUUCCUUACUAUCCUUUUUAUAUAAACUUUUUUUCUAUAAUUAAUUUGUUCGAAAAGCUUACAAAUAUUUAUUUGUGUUUUUUGUUAUUAGUCAUUUUUUAUAAAAUGAGAUAAAAAUUGUUGAUAUAAUUUUAAUGUUUGUUUGCAGGAAUAUUGGUGUAAUGGUUGUCUACGUUAAGAUUACAUUAACAUAAUUAUUUGAUCCUCAAGCAUCAUGUUGAAAAAAAAUUGACACAUAAUCGAACUUAUACAUUAAGAUAUUUAGUUAUUUUGUUUAUAUUGUAAAAAUUUACUAUUAUGAAUAUAAUUAACAUUAA